UCAUACUGUGCCUGGAGAGACAGAGAGUGUGAAAGGAAUCCAGACUGGAGGAACAACCAGCAGGAGAUUCCUAUCUGAGCAUCCAAAGGGGCUGCUAGUCUCACUGUAUGUCUGACUGUGCUGGACUCCACUCAAGACAAACUGUAAAGCAUCUAAAGAGGAUUUGGAGUGAGGACUGAGAUUUAAAGUGACAGGGUACUAAAGGAGCGCUCGCAGAUUUCUACACAUUUCUAUUAGUUGGACUGUGAGGAGCCAUCCGUUACUUUAAAGAACUUAUCCAGUUAUUUAGUCUGACAGACCACGCAAGCAAGUUACUUAGUGAGGCCCUAUUGCCACCGAAGCUGCUGCAGAAGAAAAGCGCAGGAGCAGAAGGCUGAAUCCCAUAUCCAGGAACAGCUCCCGUAACAGCAGCUCCAGGAGAAACAUCUCUAAGAGACUGGAGCAGUUCUACUGCAAAGUGGAGCAGGAAUCUCAGAGGGACCUGGAGAUGCUGAAGCACCUGAAGGAGCAAAAUCUCCAGGUUCUACACUUGGCCAUGGUCAGGGGAGCAACAUCAAUGCUAAAUGUUGACACCAUGACUGUGAGACGGGCAGCAGUGGUGACCAGGUAUAAAGAUCACUCAGUAAACCAGCCCAGCUCUAGGUUAAAGCUCUUGGGGAAAGAAAACUCUGAGUCUGGAAGAAUAUCUACAGUUCUUCAGGUUGAGAGGCAAGGUGAAUUAAAAAGUAUCUCUAAGCAAGGCGUAUUUCUGCAAAUAAGUCCACUCCAGAGCCUUGAUAACCUUCCAGGAGAAGCAGACACGGACGUUCUAGACUGGAACAUGCUCAGCCACAGAAUGAUCAUUAGUGACCAAGUCGUGGACCUCGGCGUUAAGGAACAAGGCCACAUCCUAAAGAAACAAGUUUCCUCGCCACCCCAAAAGAUCCCACUAAAGAAGACUUCCAGCAUCAAGGAUAAGAUUUCUGAAUGGGAAGGAAAGAAGGAGGCGCAGUCUCCCGUUCUGAGCCGGAAGGAGUCCGUGCACUUGAAGAGACAGGAUUCCUCAGGACCAGUUUCUGGAGAAACCGUUGGCAAUGGAAAGGUCCGACCAUCUCCUCUUCUCAGCAGGAAGGAGCCGGUGCCUGUUAAGAGGCAGGAUUCUACUGGACUAUUUUCAGCAGACACAGUGGUUCCAGAGGGUAAGACGAGGCCUAAAGGGAAUGUUAAGAGCAUGUUUAGUUGGGAGAUGGACAAUAAAGAGACUGAGCAGAAAGACUCAUCAAAGGUGGAGAAACCAACUGAUCGAGAGGCUGAUCUGAAUGUUGACAGAGAGACACCAUCUGGCAAUAAGAAGGACCAGACCACAGUCUUAAGCCAAGUGAAAAGGUUUGAGCGCUCCUUCAAAGACAGUCCAGCAGAUUUGCAACCCCAGCUCCCUGGAACCUAUUAUUCCCCACAGUGUCUGCUGGAGACAGAGAUCCAGGAGAACAGAGUUGGAUCAAAGAAAACUCAUGAAACUUCUGAACCCAUUUUUGGCAUGGUGGGAGAGGGCAGAGCCUCUCGAAGGACUAGCAAUGCCGAGAAUGUAUAUACAGAACCUGGAGCACAGGAGAAAAGGCUUCCCAUAAACCCACUGCCAAAACCCAGAAGGACGUUCCGACACGAAGGGGAGGGGGAGAUUUUUCCACUCCGGACAACUGGGCUCCGUAAAACGAACAGAGACUUGCCUCCCCUUCCAGUUAUACCUCCCCCUCCUCUGCCCACAUCUCCACCUCCAUCGGCCGUCAGCAGAAGGCUCUGGAAUGCCAAGCACAAGCACAAUGGGGACCACAGGAAGUCGUACGAGUUUGAAGACUUGUUGCAGUCGUCCGGGAAUGGCCGGGUGGAUUGGUACGCACAGACCAAGCUCGCUCUCACGCGCACUUUAUCGGAAGAGAACGUCUACGAGGAUAUUCUAGACCCCCCUUCCAAGGAGAAUCCCUACGAAGACAUUGAGACAGACAAUCAAUGCCUGGCCAAGAAAAGUGUCCCUACCUUCCCUAGUCCGACCCCCUCUAUCCCCGGGACCCCCACCAAGGUACCCCUGAAAAGCCCUUUCUUCAGGCAAAACUCAGAACGCCGUAGCUUUAAACUCUUGGACUUGAGAAAGCUGGGCAGGGAUGGUGUUUCCUCACCAAGCAAACUGAGCCCCCCGUCUUCUCCGAGCAGCCCAGACGACUCUUCCUUCAAUAUGGGAGACCCCCCAAAUGGGCGCAAGAGGAGGAAAAUCCCCAGGCUGGUGGUGAAAAUCAACGCUGUCUUCGAGGCUCGACGUGGUAAAAAAAGAGUGAAGAGGCUUUCACAGUCAACAGAGAACAAUUCUGGGAGAGUUACAGAUGACAACAGCGAGUCUGACAGUGACACAGAAGAGAAGCUGAAAGCUCACAGCCAACGCUUGGUGCAUGUCAAGUCCCGGAUGAGCCUGACGCCUCGGUAUCACACUUUGGAACGGGACCUGAUCGAAUACCAAGAGCGACAGCUGUUUGAGUACUUUGUGGUGGUCUCGCUGCAGAAGAAGCCGACUAGUAGCGUUUAUGUACCUGAGGUCACCCAGCAGUUCCCUCUCAAGCUGGAACGUUCCUUCAAGUUCAUGCGAGAAGCCGAGGACCAGCUCAAAGCCAUUCCGCAGUUCUGCUUCCCCGAUGCCAAGGAUUGGUCUCCAGUCAACCAGUUUGUUAGUGAAACAUUCUCCUUCGUCCUGACCGGAGAGGAUGGCAGUCGGCGGUUCGGUUACUGCCGGAGACUCCUGCCCAGUGGGAAAGGGAAGCGCCUGCCGGAAGUUUAUUGCAUAGUGAGCCGCCUCGGCUGCUUCAACCUCUUUUCCAAGAUCUUGGAUGAAGUUGAGAAGAGACGGGGCAUCUCACCAGCUCUGGUACAGCCCUUCAUGAGGAGCAUAAUGGAGGCGCCAUUCCCAGCCCUGGGAAGGAAAAUUACUGUGAAGAAUUUUUUGCCCGGAUCAGGAACUGAGGUGAUCGAGCUCUGUCGGCCCCUGGAUUCCCGGCUGGAACAUGUUGACUUCGAAACCCUGUUCUCCACCCUCAGUAUACGGCACGUCAUACAGAUCUUUGCCUCCCUUCUGCUGGAGAGACGAGUGAUUUUAAUGGCAGACACCCUCAGUACAUUGUCCAAGUGCUGCCACGCCAUGGUUGCACUCAUCUACCCAUUUGCCUGGCAACAUACCUACAUCCCUGUGCUUCCUCCCUCCAUGAUCGAUAUUGUCUGCUCCCCAACCCCAUUUCUGAUUGGUCUACUCUCCAGUUCCUUGAGUCGCUUGAAGGAGUUGCCAGUGGAAGAGGUUUUGCUGGUUGACCUGGGAAAUAACCGGUUCCUGAGACAGAUGGAAGAUGAAGAUUCAAUCCUACCACGAAAGCUGCAAGCUGCUCUGGAGCAAGUUCUGGAGCAGAGAAACGAGCUAGCAAGUGACAAAGAGUUGGCCUCAGCCAAUGGUCAGCAAGACUCCAGCUCCUUGAAUGACGUUGUGUCGGAAGCCUUUGUUCGUUUUUUUGUGGAAAUUGUGGGCCACUACUCCCUGUUUUUGGUGCCAGGAGAUCAAGACGAGAAGGCUCUGCUCCGAGAUGCCUUCCGCAAGUCUGUCUCGUCGAAGAGCCUACGCCGAUUUCUGGAGGUCUUCAUGGAGACACAGAUGUUUGGGGGCUUCAUCCAGGAGAGGGAAUUGAGGAAACAAAGCACCAAAGGUCUGUUUGAGGUUCGAGCGCAGGAAUACCUGGAGACGCUCCCGUGCGGGGAGCAGAGUGGGGUCAACAAGUUUCUCAAUCGAAUAGGAAAUAAAUUCUUUCGGAAUAAGAAGUAGGAUGGAGCAGAAUUAACAGCCCACAUUCACCGUAACCUAGGAACCAGCCGCCUCCAGCUAAUGAUAACAGACUCUUGUCCUGGAUUACCCAGAGAUCUCCCAGAAUCCUUUGCAUCUUGCAGUCCCUAAUUCCCCUGCAGUUCCCCCCACUAAAUAACGAGGCGCAGCCCGGGACGCAUGUUGCACGGCUGAGCUGUACAUUGUAUUGUGCACUGGACAGUGAUCUGAUAAGCUCAGUAUGGAAAUAUUUAUAUUGAGGACAAAUGAAAUCCAUUGAGAAAUCAAGGGGAAGUAAAGCCAAUAUUAUGUACGGUUGGAAGUAGGAAGUGAGUGAUGGAUACAGUAACGGACAAUGAGACUUAUUUCCCCUUUUUAUUAAUUGGAGCUGAUUAGUGACCCUUCCAAUCCUGCUUAUACUGACCACUAACCAUGCCCCGUCCUCCAGCGGGUUCUGCCCGGCCCUGGAGUUGCCAUUGAGUUCAACCUACAAAAUUGUGAUCUAUUUAUGCCGAGAUUGUGUUUGUACAGGUGAACGUGUUAUUAUAUGAAUGAAAUACUUGAUUAUCCAGGAACUGUAGGGAUCCUGUGACUCUAAAUCUGGGAAUGAACUACAAAUCCCAGCAUCCCUUUUCAGUCUCAUUGGUUAGAAUGCUCUUAUUGUAUUUAGCUAUACUAGGGUAUCCCCUGACUCAUCCAUGGGGAUUUCUAAAUAUACAGUUAUAGAGUUUAGAGACGCACAUUGCUUAGAGGAUAAACUCAAUUGUGACGGAACCUGAGCCCUAGGAACCUUCCACUUUUGAAUAUAAAUUAAAAACUGGGGGAUCCAGGGCCCACCUGGUCUCCACUACAAGGGCCCAGCUCCAUCACCCCAGCCGUGAGCUCCCCAACCGCCAAAAACCAGGCCUGCCCCAAAUUUAUACCUUUGGCUCACAAAGUACCUUUACUGGGUUGAGGCCCAGGAAGGCAGUAGUCUUGGGUCUGGGUUUUUUCCUGGUGCCCCGAUAGCCCAAUCUGACUCUGCCCCUGCUAUUUACCCAGGUACAGACCUUUAGUUCUCUGUACUUCCUGCUCCUGGGCUGUUCUCUUUCCCAUGGUCAGACAGGAACCAUCCCCUGGGUAAUUGAAUCCAAUCACCUCCAGUACUAACCCGGGUGAUUCUCUGUACUUCCUGCUCCUGGGCUGUUCUCUUUCCCAUGGUCAGACAGGAACCUCCCCCUGGGUAAGUGAAUCCAAUCUCCCCCAGUAAUUACCCAGGUACAGAGCUCUGAUUCUCUG
Xenopus laevis (African clawed frog) is the source of this 5104-nucleotide messenger RNA. RefSeq names its product DENN/MADD domain containing 2A L homeolog (gene dennd2a.L). The record is from RefSeq and is a predicted model, not a curated record. Bases 488 to 3829 code for a protein of 1113 amino acids. The transcript has 21 exons. Lineage: Eukaryota; Metazoa; Chordata; Amphibia; Anura; Pipidae. Gene Ontology annotation, cellular component: actin cytoskeleton; cytosol. Gene Ontology annotation, biological process: retrograde transport, endosome to Golgi. Gene Ontology annotation, molecular function: guanyl-nucleotide exchange factor activity.